GAUUGACUGAUCCAGCACCGGGUGGACAUAAUGAUGAUGAUAAUAAUCGUUCGUGAUUCUUGCUAGGUAAAUGAAUGAAUGAAUGAAUUCUUCGGACGAGAAAAAAGUGGCGACAGCGAUGCUUAGUACGUCGGACUUUACUUCUCCUUAGUAAGUGCUACAGAUCAACAAACUGGAGAAAAACAAGAAGAAAACGAGGAACUAAGGGAUAUUCUUAUUCAAAUUAUACUUGAGAAGCUUCUCUAUGGAGCAGGUAGCUCAACAGACAGACCUUAUCUUCACAGAACAAUCUCAAUUUUUACGAGCACCACAAUGGCUGGUGGCUUGUAGUUGUACUAACAAACUAAUACAAUAAAUACUAGUCUUACCUUAGAAGUCAGUUUUUGCUUUUAGUCCGAAAGCGUAGUAGUUUCAAUUGUCGUUAUUUGAAGAGUAGUCUACAAUAGGGAAGAUCUACAUCCACUUAUCAACUGUCAAUCUGUCAGAGUUGCACUCUUGACGGAAACAAAAAAUAUGAUAAUAAUCUUCAGCAUCAACACACAUGAUACUAAGUAGUUUCUACAUCGGAUCGUUUUUUGAUUUUACGGAAUUCCCUAUCGUAAAAAAAGCAAAACUUGUAGAACUACUAAAAGUGUUUGUGAUGUUGUAACACGUGUAUCAUAUGAUAUUUGAUGGAUGUAUGUGCACGCAGUUCGUGGAUAAUUGCAUCAGAGACUGAGGACGCGCGACCAUUUUGAUAUGCGCCGCUGCCAUGUGACGUGUGAACUAAAUUAUAAUUGUGGCGUUAUAUUCUCUCGUAACUCGUAUAAAUAAUCACUGUUGAAGAAUAAAGAAAGAGGACGAAAAACAAGAAGCACCAUCAUGCUGAAUACGAUGGCUAAGGAUUUGAAAAAGUAGUCCUCGUCUAGCUGGUCUUAAGCCUUUCUUUGUAUAUAUAUUCAUAUUCUAGUUGUAAAUCUUCAACCAUCUAGGAGUAAGCAGUUGCUAGUUUUUGCGUGUCUUUACAAAUAUUUUCCUGUCGUUCUACUACUUCCGAGCAAAACUUCUCACGAUUGCUUUUUAGUCCUCCCAAAAGCAGGGAAGUAGAUAGAGCACCCUCUUGAUUGAAAAUCGAUUGACCGAAUAGGUACUACUAGAUGAACAGGAACGCGGAUGAAUAUUGAAGCUACCACAUUAAGUCUGAGAGUUUGCGUGGCAGAAUGUAGAAGAAAGAGCUUGAUAGUAUUCCGCGAUCGGCAGUUGUUGUUCCUAAGAAAACUGCUUUUGACUCUAGUAGAACUUUAGUGAAGUAGCAGGAAGGAUUCUCGACCGAGAAAGAGAUCCUUGAACUUAGAGCUUAGAAAUUCUACGUACUAAGAUGCAUUCUCAAGGUUCUUGUCAUAGGCGCAUUAGUGCUAAGAAGCUAGCUAGGUGGAUCCGUAGUCUUCUGAAAGAGGAAUGAAUGAAAGCAAGGAGCAAAUCCCUCCCCCUUUGCAACCAAGCGUUUCUUUCCCCACUCCCCUUCGUCGUAACUUACCCCCAGAAUGGGUAGAUUAUAAGUCCUUGCUGUCUUUCUGUCAGAAAUAUGCUCUCUCUUCGCCUUAUUUCGUUUACCAGUCUCAACUACUAAUAAUUUCUGUGGUUUAUUAUUAUCCCCUCUUCGACCGAAGGAGGAAACUACAGCAACGGAGAGUAGUGUAGCAACGGAAGAGUCAAGAAGGACAAAUCCGCCGAGUGGGAAGAAUCAGAAGUGCAACGCGGCAGAAUCAACCUCAUGUUCUACCGGGGCCUACAUACACAUGAGUGCGACUCAAGACAACAUUCUCAGUGUUCAGCCGGAUACAACCACAAAGCAGCACAAAGACUUCGCCACGCUUCCAUAUCAGGAUAUCAAAUCAACAAGCGAAAAAUACAAGAACAUUCGACAAAAAGCUGCUGUGGUGCAAGUUGCACUAAGAGAUAAAAUUGCUGAAGGAGGUCCACCCCCAGCGCGUAGUGCCACUGCCAACCUGUACAUCACUGGAGAACAUGGGCAAUGGCUUGCUGAACAAGGCUUGCCUCCAGGCAAUGAAGCGACGGCCUAUCACGCAGAUCCCGAUAGAUUUGAACGAGCAGCGAAGGAACACAGGGAGCAAAGGGACAUGGCCACCAAUAACCACGGCGGUCCAGAUGACCCGCUCAAAAAAGCACCUUCAGCAGGGGACUCAAACACCAAAGGAGCAGCUAAGCUCGUGCAGAGUAAAGCCAAAGGUCAAACCUCUGGCCCACCUCAGAUAAAAAUGACGAAGCACAAGGACGGCACCCAGAGUCACGAAGACUUACCAGGCCAGCAGCGAGGAACCAACCUGAAGGGUCCACCACAGAAACAAAAAGGGAACAUAGAUCGCUCGCACCUGUCGGAAGCAACACGUAACGGAAUGAAAGGAAGCAAUCAAGUUCAGAUGCAGCAUUCAACAAGGCAAGGUCAUCCAAAUACCAACAGGGUGGAGCAGCAGUUGGCAGAUGUGGGAUACGGAAAUUACUCUGCUCCGCAAACGACGCAUCAGCAGCAAACUCACCGUGUACACACGGCCUAUACGGGACAUCAUCCUCGAGCUGGGACACUUGGGCACCAUCAACACCAACAACAACAUCAGCAACCCUUUCAACAUCAUGGCCAAGGACAGAAUCACAACCAGCCCCAAAAUCCACUUGCGGCGCAGAGUGCAUCAGCUCAUGCUACAGGAGAGCAGCAGCAUUUCCAACAACAAAAUCAUCAUCGACAGCAGAUAAUGCCUGGCCCAUUGCCACCGGGGAUCUCGCACUCAGCCACGGCUUACUCGGCUCAGCCGAAUAACGGGACGCAGCACGGCAUACUACAGCAACAAUGGGUAACGGGUACCAAUCCCGCAGCGAAUCUCAAUUGGCCGAGCUAUGGACAUGGAAGUGGUACUUUGCGUACUUUGCAUCCUUCGCAUCCUUCAUCGCCUAGCCAUGUAUAUUGCUAUCUAGUCAAUGUUGAGCUACCGCAUAGCCAUUCAUGUGCAAGAAAUGCAAGGUCAAGAAACCGAUCCACACCACCGAGCGGAGCAGCCUUUCACUUAGGAAAGCAGACGACAAGAGCGCAGCCGAUCUGGAAAUCAGCCCAUCAUAAUAACCCCGAUCAAUUCCUAGAACUACUUCAGCCAAGGAAUACAAAUCUGAGUAGGAUCACUAACUACGUUUACGACGGUGUUCUACUUCGGACAGCAGCCACUCCCACGCUGGAUCAGGAAAAGGAGCACUCUAUAGCAGAGCCAGACCAAUCUGAUGCCGCUGAUCAUGAUGCACCAAUAAGUCGCUCCGGCGGAUUUUGCACGGAGCAGAUGCGCGCCUACUGCCCAUCAUCGAAUACAUGCAGGAAAGGAGGAAGUCCAACCAACUCUACGAGAGCACCCACGCUCUCGGCGGAUGAAGCCGAUAUAACAGAAUCUGAAGUAGGAAGUAUUCUCAAAGAGCUGGGGAUGGUGGAGGACAAUAUCCAAGGAAACGAUCUUACAUUUAUCCGCGGUGAGGAGCAUCACGCAACAAGAUGGGAAAAGCAGAAAAACAAGCGACGCUCAGGAUGGCGCGCAGUAACAAGAAGAUCUCUGCGCGACAAAGGAAACAGCCCUCUCGUCCACAAGCAUGAUCUGGAACAACAAAAUCUUCUGAAACAAGAACCAAUAAAAAUAGAGCUAUGCACAGGUUCAAGGUUCAGCCCACUUCUCUAUGCCCUGCUGGAAAAUUCGGGCGACUCCGCGAAAAUCCUGAACACAGAAUCCCAGUUAGACCUUGACGACAGCUCAAUACAAACUGGAGACGAUGAAGCAAAAUUCAAAAACUGUGGUGGUGUGGAUCGAUCUUGCGCUCUCUCACUCCCAAAGCAAAUCAUUGUUGACUCACUGGCUCCAUAUCCUACAAAAGACAUCAUCUCCAAAUCUUCGCUCAACAUUGCUUCCAGGUCCACCGCGCGGCCAUUAUCCGCAAUGAGAAGAAAGCAGCUCGUCAGCGGACGAGCCACCAGUCCAUCAAGAGUGGGGUGGAAACAUUCGCAAGCAGAAAAGAGGAGAAGAAAAAAGAGAAGAUUUAAAACAAGAUGUGGCAGGAUUCACAACCACGCGAACCUGAUAAGCAGAAAUAGAAGCUACCAUCGAAGUUUGGCCUUAGUUACAACUUGCCGACUGAGAUUCAAAAAGACGAAAUACAGCAGCACGACGAAGAAAAGGUGGAGAAGAAAAAGAUUUAUAAGAACAACAAGGUGGCCGCCCAAGUUUUAUUCUCUUAUUGGGAUCGGAGCACGCAGAAGCAAAAAAGAAGAAGGAGGUCCAACAGAAGCAGCCGAAAUAGAGGAAGGAAAAGCACCUCGACCAAAAAACGGGUGUGAAGCAGAAGGACCAACUCAAGCAAAGAAGAGCAAAAUACGAGCGAGAAUUGAAGAAAGUGAAAACAAAAGGAAGAAGAAGCCUCCCAUUGGAGCAAGAGUGUCCCCCUCACUCGACUACUACAGGAAGAAACGAAGGAGCUAUGUCGAAAAAAGCGGCACAACACUGCCUCGCAAUCAUGUCAAGCGAAAGGCUAGGAGUAAGAGUAACGAGCGGAAGCAAGCACCGGCGGAGCUUCAGCAGAGCGGAAGAAGCAGUGACCGAAAAAAGAAGAAGAAGACGCUACGAGAAGGAAUCACGGCACAUGAACACAAGCUGAGCAUGAAAGACAGUUGGCUAAAUUUGGAAGGAAAAGCAAGAAAUAAAAAAGGAAGUAGCACUAGAACACGAAAAAAGAACAGCCAGCAUGUUGUUGUCAAAAAGUGCAUCUCUGAACACAUGAACACCAAAAUCACGAUAGCAGAGAUUAAAAACCUACGAAGAACUGAAUCAUCCAUCACACAAGGAAUACGUGGGAAGCAAUUAGCAGGAGGGACGAAAUCGGUAAAGAAGAAGAUCUUUCAACAUAACAGCACAUCACGACCAUGCGCGCGUGCGCGUCGCUCUCGUUGCCUGGAGUUAUCAUCUCAGCGCCAACUUGACCCACGUCACCUCUUAAAAUGCAAAAUGCUGAGAUCAAGUGUGAAUCAGUAUUAUGACGUAAGAUUGAACAAAAACAACGAGCCACCAAACAGAUCAACGCAUUGUAAGAUCGGUCACUCCCACGUCCAGCAGAGCCGGUCUAUCAACACGAAAAAUAAGUCGGUGGGAACAACAGUGGAAGCCGUGACCGCGCCGCAGAACCAGAAAUGGACAAGCCAUGUUAGGGAGAUACGAUCAACACCAACACAGUGUGAAUCUUCAUCCAGCGAAGACGGAGACAGGACGGAGCACCAUCAGCAACAGCAGCACCAAGUCAUCUCAUCCACUUCCACGGAAAGGGUAGCAGUAGGUGAACCAGCCACAGGGCUCAGGAUAGCAACAGUCAACAUGUCAGGUUCAGGCGUGCAGGUGGACAGGCUAGCGUGGGUACUAAGUCUAGCAAAAGAUAGACAAUGGGACCUAGUCGCCUUGUCAGAAUUCGAGUACUCCACAUUCGAGGAGGACAGAGAAUUUACGUUAGCAAACAACAACAGUGGGGCACCGAAUCACGAUCACGGACCGACCACAAUUGAGGAGGACCCGGGCGCUGAUGUGAACGGAGAUGAGCAAGGUCGACUCAUAAAGUACAAGUGGAAGCACUCAGAGGGAUAUUCGCUCUGCUACACAUUUGGAGUAGGGAUCUUGGUGCUGAACUACUCAGUAAGGAUACAGCUUGUCAGUCGCAAAGAGUCGGUGCUGCCACUUGUCAAGGCGCGGAGGAGGAUGAUAGCCAUUUACUUUAGGGACAUAGUUUUUGCGUCGGUAUAUGCUCCACACGACGGCCUUUCUGCGAAAAAUAAGGACUACUUCUACUGCGACCUGGAGAGGAUGAUGCGAGACAUGAAGAAGAGAAGAGGAGACAAGUGGAAAUCCAGAGUCGUAGCAGGGGACUUCAACGCACAGAUCGGAGAUAGAGCUUCUCGCCCCGCGUAUCCUUUCGUGGGGGAAUACGGACUACAGACAACCUCCACGGCUGCAGAAAGGUUGAACACCAUCAUGACUGAAUCGGGAAUGACCCUCGCUAACUCCUAUUUUCAACAUCCUGAAACGAAAGAGAGACGGGCAACCUACGCGCCGGGAGGCAAAGGAAAGACGGAGAUAGACCACAUUUGGGUAAGAGGUGACAUGAUAGGUGGAGUGACGGGAUUGACGAGGCUGAUAAUGCCAAGACCACCAAUAUGCCCGUGGAAGUUUGACCACCGACCAAUUGAGCUAAAGGUGGAACCAAAGACCAGGGCCACACUGCGGCGGGAAGGCGAAAUCAAGCUAAGAUCUAGAUGGGUCUUCUCAAAAGCGCCACCUAUAGAGCAGCUCGAGGGAUACAAUGAGAGAUUCAAGACGAACGUAGCUGGAAGGACGGACUAUCCAGGAGGAGCACAGAACCUACUGGCCCUUGCGCAUGAAUUCUUUGGGUCGGAAUCUGAAGACUUCCUCGUUCCUCUGGACGAAUCACCGCCAGAUGCUGCAGUAGGAGACGCGCCGAUGACUCGCAGGUCCCUGCAGGAGGUAUGGAGCUAUUUCCGGCAACACGAUUCGCAGACUGCCACAGCAAAGGCGAAGAUAACCGGAGAACAAGCGAAGAGGAAAUACCAGCUAGUGGGGAACUCGCCGCUGCAUCCUGGAGAAGAGUAUUUGCCCAUUUUCCCGGAACUGAGGGAGGUUGUCCCGAUGGCGACCGAAGAGCAAUUAAGGGCGUUGAACGCAGAUGUAACCUUGGCUGAGCUGCGCCACAACCUUCGCACGAUGCUACUAGACGGAGCGCGAGAUGCGACUGGGGCGUGUAUGCGGAUGUUGCACUACCUUGAUGACGACAAUCUCUCGGCAAUAGCUGGAGCGAUAAGUGCUGCUGCCAAAGAGACGGGCGGCAUCUCGGCAGGGGCAUUGGGCGAAGGCUUUCACACUUGUCGCGACGUUCCACUAUUCAAGGGCACUGGCCACGAGACGGACCCAGAUGCAUAUCGCUACCUGGUCAUAUCGCCUGUCACGCUGAAACUAAUAGCGCGAGUGUAUGGGUCGCGCCUCUUAGCAUUUGCUGAGGACGCUAAUCUCCUUCCGCCACACCAAUACGGAUUUCGAAGGGGGAAAGGAACCCUGGGAUCACUCACGGUGUAUGCCAAACUGAGGGAGGAUCUCACGCACUACCGAAGGGCUCCGCUGAAGAAGACAACCAUGAGCUUAGUCGACAUGAGGAAGGCGUUCCCAUCACUCGACUGGCGGCUGGUGAAGGAGAUAUUUAGGCUGAUGGGGGUGGUGGAAACGCCAUUUUGGUCAGUCCUAAACUCGGUGCACAGAGAUGCUGUCCACUCCUUUGGUGGAGAGCAGUUUGUUCUUGACAAUGGCACGAAAGAGGGCGAUCCAACGAGCCCCACUGUUUUUGUAAUCAUUUUUGCAAUGGUGAUGCGAGUUUACUCGAAUCGGAUCAACAAGGAACCAAGCAAGGAGGGAGUGUUGGUACUAACUUCAGAAGACACCUGGACCUGGACAAGAGAACAGAAGCUGACGGAGUGGAUCUUCAGAGACGACCGUCCCCAGGGUGGUGCGCCUAGGACACCGCGCCCAAAGCUACAACAAGCACAAAGCGACACGACGGCAGGGGAACCAGUAGUAGUGGAGUUGUCACAGCUCCUCUUUGCAGAUGACACCACACUGUUUGGGUUGGUAUCUGAGGAGCAGAUGAGUGCAAUAGAAGACGACAUGGAAAGUGCCAGGACAAACAACACCAGCCCACAGCCAACUGAACAGGUGCGAGUACUGGAACGGGUACUAGAAGAAGCUGGCAUGGCGGAGAAUCAGAAGAAGAGGAUCCAGGGCGAUGCCGCAACGAUAGCAACACGGAACCUGGGUGUGCAGACUGACCCGGACAGCGACAUCGCAUUAAAAAUACAAAAGGCAUGGAAGUCUUUCCACUCAAUGCGAGCGAAGGUUUGCGGACUAGGCGGCGUUGACAGUGUGCGCAGGGGUAAUCUUGUAGUGGCGACUUCCCGUUUCGUGUUGGCAUAUGGCACACAGACAAAAUCAGUGUCAGUAAAGCACUGUAGGCGGAUGGAGGAGGCCGAGCUGUCGAUGCUAGCUGCCAUGAUGGGCAUACCAGUAUGGAGGCGGAAGAAGGAGGAUGUCUCGGAUGCAGCACUACUGAGGUGGACUCGAACUCCUCCGCUGCGCGCCUUCGUUGCAUUUCACCAAGCAAAGCAUGUCGGACACGUGAUGCGAACCAAAGAACUAUCCCUAGAAAGGGCAAUGCUCCAGGGUUUAGCCAUACCCCCGAGGGAAAGGGAGGAGGAGGAAAGGGAUUGCUUCUUGGCCACAACCAGGAAGGAUAUGGCACUGCCACCGGAAGACCGUGAUCCGCCCUCGCUGCUGGGUGACUACCUCAACCACAUGCGAAAAGAAGUAGGUGUAGAGGACAGCCUAUCGGUGGGACUUCUACGUCCCCCGCCGACGGAGCAAUCCCCUCUCAUAUCCCUCGAAGUGAAGCAGAGCAUGACCAAGAAGCAAAAACUAGACCAAGAGGACUACGAAGCACGGAGGGCAUACUACCACGACAUCAUCAAGCACGCGUAUAUCAGACAAACAGUCGAACGUUGGCAAAGAGGAGGAGGAGAUGCCCCUUCCCUCUACGCGGAGAUGGAGGCCAAAGCGUGGGGACGAACAGCGCAGCACUUAAUGGAAAUAAACCACAUGAUUGAAGAAGUUGCUCAGGUCAAACUAGGAGAGGAACAAGCCGCGCUUCGCGUAAUCGCACCGAUAUCCAGUGACGUAUGGAUAAAAGGGGCUGCAGGUGGGCCCACGGCACUCGUUGGAGCUGCAGGUGCUGAGAUAGACCCACACCAGAUAGGAGCCUCCGAAGUAGUAGCCAUAGGGGUAUGCGGAAACUAUCACUCGACCACUCCAAAGAGGGUAGAGCUCCUGUUUGACUCCGCAGCAUGGAUUUUCUUAGUUAUUUUGGAUGAGCCUCCUACGGGAGGAACGCUUUCCCCAGAAUCGUCGACCGGUUUAAGAUGGAGGCGAGAUGAUUCUGUAGAAGUAACAAUGCCGAUGGGAUUUCCAAAACCUGUAGUAUACAGAGCUCUUGCAUUGGCCUCUAGGUCGGCAGUCAGCCUCUCCAUGUGUCCCCAGCGUACAUUCGUGCUGCUGUCACCGGUAGGCUAUGGGGAGAUCGAUGCAAGAACGGUGUCCUCAUGGAGAACACCCUUAGGCCCCAGCUGCUGCUUGAAGUGCGAAGAACUACGAAGAAACGAGCAGGACGCACGCCCAUGCAAACAGCCCGGCUGUGAGGAAAAGGUCGCGCAAAGAAUACGUGGAUGGAGAGUAAACAUCCCUGAACCUCCACAAGUCAGUAAAGGGAUUGCUGGAGCAAUGCAAAUCCAAGCUGAACUUAGGAUGAAGGAGCGCAAGGUCCUGAGUGUGCGGAAGGAAGUAACCAAAGAAGGCGCGCUCUUUAGGCUGCUGCGAUCGGUAGGACCCAAGCGAGCUGGAGCACGAAAGAGGCCAGAAAGAUACAAGUGCCUCCCGUGUAAAAAAACGUACGUAACCUCCCUAGGCUCCAUGCGAGCGCAUGCGUCCGCCCAUCGCAGAGGAGAAAUCGUGAAAAUAUCGAGAAUUAAAAGAAGACUCAACCAGCAGCAACAGCUUGGAGCGGUUAGGAACGAAUACAGACCUGAACAGCACCGAUUCGAUAGUAGAGCGGGGCGCUAUUCAGCUGGUCCAGGCGCAGUACUCUGCGAAAUUGCAAUUCCUGAAGAGCUCUGGAGCGAUGCAAAAAGGGAGAGUGUGAAGUGUCAAAAGUGUCAAAAAUGGCAGAUCGAGCUAUGUCAAAAAAGAAUGACCCUCAGACAACAAGCAAAGCGAGCCGACUACCAUAGAUCUCAUCUUCUGAAAUGCAAAGGGCGGAAAUAGUGACGGCAUCAAUCAAGGAAAAGGAAAAGGGGAAAAAAGAUGGAGACGACGGAGGAAAAAGAAAGUUCAAUGCAACAAACUAAUUAAAGUGUCGUACAUACCCCACGAUUGGGUACACUACUACUACUAUACCCCACGAGUGGGUACAUCUAUCUAUCUAUCUAUCUAUAGAUAUUUAUUUGGACUACUUGAUUCUUUUGGUUUUUUGUUUCCUAGUUAGGUGUGCUCCACCGAUAUCAUUAUUAUCCCCUCCUUGUCCUGGUCCUUCGUCAGAGAGCAUAGUGCACACGAUUCGGAUGACUCCGAGCCGUGUGCUGAGUAUUCUAAGCUAGUCACCGGGAUGGUUAGAGUGGAAAAUUGCAAGACCUAGGGGUCUAGGCAGUUGGUUCUUAUUUGUCUAAGUAAGAGAACUUUAAUCGUCUGGCGGAGGAUAUUGGGCUAGCGGGUCUAGGGUAAGAACGAAGAAGUCUGAAACGUGUCCGGUGGACACGAAGACCUUUGAAACAUGUUCUAGAAGGAGUUUCAAGUUUC
Amoebophrya sp. A25 is the source of this 10469-nucleotide messenger RNA. NCBI's taxonomy places the organism in Eukaryota, Dinophyceae, Syndiniales, Amoebophryaceae. The record is from the annotation of a GenBank genome assembly.